UGUAGUCUAGACCCUCAGAAAAACAAAUAUUAUCAAAAAGUAAAACUUACCCCAAAUCAAACAGCUCCAAAAAUAUACCUACAGUAUUUUUGUAAAUAUAAAAUAUAAUAGUGAGAUUCGACUUCAAAAGGUUGUAGUAAAGAAAAGUUAAAUGAACUAAAGCUCAAUAAACACAUCAUGUCAUACCUAAAACUGUAUAUAUUCUAUUGUUGGGUGGAAACGAUCGAUCGCAUCACGCUGUCAAUCACUCUCUCUUGAACUGUGUGAACCUUCUCUUCUCACAGCAACAUACACUGAAUCUGUCUAUGACUCGCCCUACAGAAAGAGAACAGAAAAAUGCGGCCUGCACAUGAGAGUACUGCAAGCAGAUGUGUUUUGGUGGAGAAUGAAGAAGACAGCAUCCAGACAGUACUCAUCGGUGAUGGUACUGAUGACAAGAGCUGUUCUGAAGGUCACAAAGACAUAACGCAAACAUCGGUUAAGCAAUCUAAGACACCAGCAGAGAAAGAAUCUUUCAAAUGUGACCAGUGUGGAAAGGCCUUUGCAAAGAUGUUGUCACUUCUACAACACAAGCGUGUGCAUUCAGUCGUAAAGCGGCACUGUUGUGAAAAGUGUGGUAAGAAAUUUACCCAGUUACGAGGACUGGAGACUCACCUCCGCAAACAUACGCAGAGCUGUGAGAAGACGACAUUUCCCUGCAGCACGUGUGGGAAGAGCUUUAAAAAUCUGGCAUCGCAUGAACUUGUGCAUGCAAAAGUCAAGCCCUUCACUUGCGACAUAUGCGGUAAAGGAUUUACAGCUAAAGGAGGUUUAUACAUGCACCAAAGGGUGCACACGGGUGAAAAGCCACACACUUGUGACACUUGUGGAAAAAGUUUCUCUCUGAUUGGCACCCUAAACGUCCACAAGAAAUUUCAUUCAAAUGACAGGCCAAUAAAAUGUAGCUACUGUAAUAAGAGUUUCAAGUGCAAAGGUCAUUUGAGACGUCACCUUCCUGUGCACACAGGUGAGAAGCGAUACACAUGUAAAAUGUGUGGUAGAAAAUUUGCACAUUCUGAGGCUUUAAAACGCCACAUCCUAAUACACACCGGUGAAAAGCCGUAUAUCUGUGAGAUGUGUGGUAGUAGAUUUAGACAGAGAAGCAAUUUAAAAGUCCACCUGAAGGUGCAUGGAGAUACACAAUUGAUGUAUGACAAAAACGAUUAUUUGCAGAACGACAGUGUAACACACAAUCCCAACAGAGAUGAGUCCAGUCCUCAACGCUACAACUUGUGUGAGAAGUUUCCAAGCCCUGCCUAUUCAUUAAAAACUAAUGUGCUCGAUGCUAAACGACAACAUUCAGACGACCGCAAGCCCUUUACAUGCAAAUUAUGCAAGAAAAACUUCAGAAACAUAUAUAGCCUACGGAUACACGAGCACCUUCACACAGGAGAAAAACCUUUCAAGUGCGAGAUCUGUGGUAAGGCCUACGCACUUAGGAAGUCUUUCAAAAUGCAUAUGUUCUGUCAUUCAGGAGAAAGACCUCACAAAUGCAUAGUGUGUGGGAAAACAUUUAGGUGGUCUACCUCUCUGAAAAUGCACAUGCAGACGCAUACUCAUGAAAAACCAUACAAAUGUAAGACAUGUGGAAAGUCCUUUUACUGCAGUGGAAACUUAAAGCGACAUAAACACAUUCAUUCAGAGAAGAAACCGUUCAGCUGUGAGGUCUGUGAGGAAGGGUUUGGAGAACUCGACCAUCUUAAAGCACACAUGCAAAUCCAUACUGGAGUGGAACCCUACACAUGCGAAAAAUGUGGAAAGAUUUAUGCAUAUCUUUUACACUACCAUGCUCAUAAAUGUAAAACUGUAUAAAAUGACUUACUAAUUAUGUUUGUAUAUAAUUGUAUAUCUUAUAUAAUAUUGUAAUAAACAUAUUA
Triplophysa rosa is the source of this 1916-nucleotide messenger RNA. Its product is annotated as gastrula zinc finger protein XlCGF57.1-like. Gene Ontology annotation, biological process: regulation of transcription by RNA polymerase II. Lineage: Eukaryota; Metazoa; Chordata; Actinopteri; Cypriniformes; Nemacheilidae. The record is from RefSeq and is a predicted model, not a curated record. The transcript is spliced from 3 exons. Bases 337 to 1851 code for a protein of 504 amino acids. Gene Ontology annotation, molecular function: RNA polymerase II cis-regulatory region sequence-specific DNA binding; DNA-binding transcription factor activity, RNA polymerase II-specific.